Candida tropicalis MYA-3404 is the source of this 882-nucleotide messenger RNA. RefSeq names its product acylglycerone-phosphate reductase (gene AYR1). Bases 1 to 882 code for a protein of 293 amino acids. Gene Ontology annotation, molecular function: acylglycerone-phosphate reductase (NADP+) activity; triacylglycerol lipase activity. Gene Ontology annotation, biological process: triglyceride catabolic process; phosphatidic acid biosynthetic process. Lineage: Eukaryota; Fungi; Ascomycota; Pichiomycetes; Serinales; Debaryomycetaceae. The transcript has a single exon. The record is from RefSeq and is a predicted model, not a curated record. Gene Ontology annotation, cellular component: endoplasmic reticulum; lipid droplet.
AUGAGUGAACGUCAAAAGGUUGCCUUGGUCACAGGUGCAUCAUCUGGUAUUGGAUAUGCCACUGCAAUUGAAUUUGCAAAAAGAGGAUAUAAAGUGUUUGCUGGUGCUAGAAGAUUAGAGCCAAUGCAAAAAUUGAAAGAUGAUUAUGGUAUUUAUAUUUUCAAGUUAGAUGUUAGUGAUUUAGAUAGUGUUAAAGAAGCACGUAAGUUGAUUGAGUCCGAAACAGGUGGUGAUUAUUUAGAUUUCUUAUACAACAAUGCUGGACAAUCAUGUACUUUCCCUGCCACCGACGUCACUGAUGAACAAAUGAAACAAUGUUUUGAAGUCAAUGUUUUUGGUGGUAUCAGAACAACCCGUGAAUUGAUCCCAUUGAUCAUUAAUGCCAAGGGUGUUGUUGGUUUUACAGGUUCCGUCAGUGGUAUUAUUCCUUUCCCAUUUUCAUGUAUCUACUCCUCGUCAAAGGCAGCUAUCCACCAGUACGCAGCAACUUUGAGAUUAGAAAUGAAACCAUUUGGGGUUAAGGUAAUUAACAUAGUUACAGGAGGUGUGAAGACAAAUAUUGAAGAUAAAAGAGAUUUGCCUGAAACUUCCCUUUAUAAUGUCCCAGGAAUCACUGAGGCGUUUAAUGCUAGAAGACAAAUGGCUGCUAGAAACCAUCCUAUGCCAGCAGAGGUUUAUGCUCGCAAAGUGGUUUCUGAUUUUGAAAACGCAAAACUAGGCGGGGCUUUGAAUUAUUACCGUGGUAGAAUGAGUACCUUCUUAGGACAUGUGCUUAAUUUUGUUCCAAGAUUUAUUGUUGAAUAUGCUUUGGUUAGAAAAUUCCAAUUGGCUGGAAUCUUUGCUUAUUUAAAACAGAAAUAUCUGAAAGAUAAGAUCCACUAG